UCCGGGUUUGAAACGCGCGGCGGGCCGGCCCGGCCGGGGCGGCUUCUGUUGUGUGGGCCCCUCAAGCAGCGGCGCGGAGCGGGCCGGCGGCGGAUCGCAGCACCAUGUCACCGGGCAGCGGGGUCAAGAGCGAGUACAGGAAGCACUACCGGGAGCCGCGCUGGGACGAGUACGCGCCGUGCUACCGSGAGCUGCUGCGCUACCGCCUGGGCCGCCGGCUGCUGGAGCAGGCGCACGCGCCCUGGCUCUGGGACGCCUGGGGCCCGGACUGCGCCUCGGACGACUCGGCCUCGUCGGCAGCGUCGGGCCCCGCGCCCCGGUGCGCGCUUGCUGACCCCGAGGAGGCCUCGGAGGUCUCGGAGCCCGCGGAGGCCUCGGAGCGUGAGGAGCCCGAGCGGCCUGCUGGGGAGCAGGGCGCGGAGGCCGGGGACGAGCAGGACGCGGCGCAGCCAGCACUGCCAGUGAAAGAUGUAGAAGAAAAAUCCGAACAACAAACCAGAGUGAAGGAGACGGACAAGUUACCUGCCGGUGUCAAACCCCGACAGCAACCAAGUGCCUUAUUUGCUAGAGGAAGUAGGAAAGCGGUCAGAAGCCCCCAAAGAUCGUCCAGUAAAAUAAAAGAAAACAAGCACCCAUUUGCUCUUUACGGCUGGGGAGAGAGACAGACAGACACCGGAAGCCAGAAGACCCACAACGUCUGUGCCUCUGCCUCGGUGCAUGAGAUUCACGAGUCGGCGCUACGGGCCAGGAGCAGAAGGCAGGAGGAGAAGAGGAAGCUGGCUGCUCAGCGGCAGCGUGCGCACUCGGUGGAGGUGGAUAUCGAAGAUCUCCAUGAUGAAACAUGGAGGAAGACCAGUGCGCCAAAAGGAGAACCAAAGCUUCCCUGA
This is a messenger RNA of Urocitellus parryii (Arctic ground squirrel), 887 nucleotides long. RefSeq names its product centriole, cilia and spindle associated protein (gene Ccsap). Gene Ontology annotation, cellular component: ciliary basal body; centriole; cytoskeleton. Gene Ontology annotation, molecular function: microtubule binding. NCBI's taxonomy places the organism in Eukaryota, Metazoa, Chordata, Mammalia, Rodentia, Sciuridae. Gene Ontology annotation, biological process: regulation of mitotic spindle assembly. The record is from RefSeq and is a predicted model, not a curated record.